Messenger RNA from Pocillopora damicornis (cauliflower coral), 2558 nucleotides. RefSeq names its product alpha-1,6-mannosyl-glycoprotein 2-beta-N-acetylglucosaminyltransferase. The record is from RefSeq and is a predicted model, not a curated record. Lineage: Eukaryota; Metazoa; Cnidaria; Anthozoa; Scleractinia; Pocilloporidae. Gene Ontology annotation, cellular component: Golgi membrane; Golgi stack. Gene Ontology annotation, molecular function: alpha-1,6-mannosylglycoprotein 2-beta-N-acetylglucosaminyltransferase activity. Gene Ontology annotation, biological process: oligosaccharide biosynthetic process; protein N-linked glycosylation.
UGUAUCUGCGGUAAUGGUUGCUAGUUACAGUGGAAAUCACUCCCCGAAAAAUGUUUAGAUGACCUUGGAAGUCGUUCCUGUAGGAAAACAUAUGCUACCAAGGAUUCAAGAUAGAGUUUGGUAGCAAGAAGGACCAUUUUAAAGGGACUAACAUGCAUGUCUUAGCCCUCAUUAUUAGGAACGCCGGCUUCGCGUCCGCCAUUAUGGGUUCAACUGAAUAUAUCUUACAAAGUCAUCCCUUGCUGUAGCAAGGAGUCAGUAUGGUAUUUUCCUCUUUGAACGCUGAAGCCAUGAUUUUCAAAUAUAGAGGGACUACUAUACGUCUCUUUAGUACAAAACUGUUUAUUUUGGUUAUGGUGGGAAUUGGAGCAGUUAUUGCGGUGCUGACGCUACACGAGAUCAUUGCCUUCGACCCGUCUGGCAAUAUCGACCCUCCUCCUCAUAAUAAUGGUUUUUAUCUAAAUCGGCCGCAGAUCAAUGCGCUUGUGACAACAUCAAUCGAAAACGCUAUCAAAACUGAAGCAAGGAAUGAAAAUAUAAACAUAAAUGUCCCGCAAGAGAGCUUACGUGUUACUACAAAGCGACCAACAAUAAAAAUUUCUCUAAACAAAAGCGUUGAACCUGAGAUUCAGAAACUUAGACAUUUCGUAAAGAAUAUGAAUGACGAACAGUACAUCAGAAAUGGCGACAAAUUCGGUACGACUUUGUCUCCAAGUUCAAUUGUGAUCAUUAUUCAAGUGCACGAUAGAAGUGAUUAUUUUUCUCAUUUACUGAAUUCUAUGAGGCGCUCGAGAGGAAUCGAAGAUGCUUUGCUUAUUGUCAGUCACGACUAUCACUCCGAGGAAAUGAACAAACUGGUGGAAUCCAUCGACUUUUGUAGAGUCAUGCAAAUCUUUUUCCCAUUCUCAUAUCAGCUGUAUCCAAAUGAGUUUCCUGGAACUGAUCCUAAGGACUGCCCAAGAGAUAUCAGCCGUGAGAAAGCUAAAGAAAUGGGCUGUAUCAAUGCAGAGACUCCAGACAUGUAUGGUCACUACAGACAAGCACCAUUUACUAUGAUAAAACAUCACUGGUGGUGGAAGGCAAACACAGUAUUUGACAUGCUGAAUGUUACAAAAGACUAUGCAGGUCCAGUUUUAUUCCUCGAAGAAGAUUACUAUGUUAGUCCAGACUUCUACCACAUGUUAAAAUUAUUGUACAACAGCAAAAUGAGUGGUUGUAAGGAAGACUGUGAUUUGAUAACCUUGGGCACAUACAGAGCUGUGGAUAAUUAUGAGCUGAAUGGUGCUAAAGAUGUGGCAGCCCUUUCAGUUUGGAGAUCCCACGAACACAACAUGGGGAUGGCAUUUGAUAGAGUGACAUGGAAUAAAAUAAAAAAAUGUAGUGAUGUUUUUUGCAAGAGCUAUGAUGAGUACAAUUGGGAUUGGUCUUUGAUGAAGAUAAGUGUUUCCUGCUUGCCACAGCCAUUCAAGUCACUCAUCCUCAAGGGCCCAAGAGUUUUUCACCUGGGAGAAUGUGGUCUUCAUCACAAGAAAACUGAUUGCAAGAUUGACGCUACUGUGCAGAAGUUCCAAACCAUCAUAGAGAAGAACACAAACAGCCUAUUUCCACCCUCCGUGAACAUACAGGAAGGCGACCACAAUCUUGCUUCUAAAUUUAGUCCUAAUGGAGGAUGGGGGGAUACAAGGGAUCAUGCACUGUGUUUCCAGUUGAUGCAAAAGAGAUGAUGCACAAUAAAGGACCCAAGUGAUUUUUGGGUAAUGCGAAUUCAUACUCUAGGAGGAGGUAAAUUUAAGGUGUUUUGUUUAAUAGCAGAAUGAUCAACUUCUAGUCUGCUAUUCCAUGGAUCAAAACCAAUGCUAUGGAAUUAAAGUGAUGAAACUUUUAGCAGGUAACAAACAGAAAGUAUUUUUUCUAGAUUAAUGAUAAAUUCUCUAAUGGCUGAUGUUCCAGUUGUUUUAUAAUAUUUGUUUGUUUGUUUGUUUUUUUUUUAAUCCAUUACCUACCAAUCAUUCUAGAUUCUAGAAAUUUAAGGUUACACUAAUUUUUUAGAUGUAAGUACUCUUGUAAACAAUGUAUUUAAAACAAAGUAACUUUUGCAUACCAUCCUGUGAAUAUUAGGUAAGUUUAGGAGUCAGAAGCCUGGUCCAGAAGGAACUUAUCACUGUUUUUUGUGUGUGUGCAUAAAGGCUUUGCUAACAGCUUGCCUCUACCCAUUUAUGAUUUUGUGUUGGAUAGACACAUUGUGAGAGGUUACAUGUAAGUGUCCUAUUCACUGAAAAAGCACAUGUCCCAACUGAUUGUCCAACGUGGACGGUGGGUCCCAGGCACUACUGGUAAUCUCUGUGCCAGUCCAUCUCUUGCCACAGAACAAUACAGAAGUUUACAAAACAGAUGUGUAGUAAUCUCUGUGCAACUUUUAUGGUGUAAGUGUUAGGUUUUUGGAUAUGAAUUGACGGCUGAAUUCCUUAAUAACUUUUCAAACCAUGAUUACACUGGAACAAAUUUCAAAGUUAUUGUUCUCAACAAGACAUGCACAUACAUUUGAAGGAUCCAUUCAA